Messenger RNA from Lactuca virosa, 1005 nucleotides. Lineage: Eukaryota; Viridiplantae; Streptophyta; Magnoliopsida; Asterales; Asteraceae. The record is from the annotation of a GenBank genome assembly.
AUGAAUACAGUAGAUGACUUGGAUACCAUUGACAUGGAAUUGGAUGAGUUGUUCAAACACAAACAAAGAAGUCGAUGCAAAGAUGAGUUCCUAAACACUCUCAUAUACGAAGCGCUUGACAAAUGCAAAUUUCAGAAAGGUCUUCAGUGGAGUUGGUAUGCUCAUCCUAGUGGUUUGAAUGCUUAUAAAGUGAGAAAUGGCUUCCACUCAUAUGGAGUGAACUUAGAGGGGAUGUACUAUACAUGCAGACUUUGGGAGCUGUCUGGGAUCUCCUGUGUCCAUGCCCAAGCAACAAUAAUUUACACACAACAGGAUCCAGCUAGAUUCAUCAGCACACGGUUUGGUAAGGACAAGUUUUUAGCUACUUAUGAGUCUAACAUCCUUCCUGUUAAUGGCAGUAAUAUGUGGGAACCAAUACCUUACACCAAACCACUACCACCUGUUGAAAGAAGGAUGCCAGGAAGGCCUUCAUCUAAUGUUGAGAGUCAAUUUGUCACCCAAACAACACCUACUGUUGACAGUGAACAUCUACCAGAAACACAAGAAGCAGAUGUUAAGAUUGAUGUUGAAGGUGAUAGUCUUGAUAUGGCUGAUCUGGAUCAAAUACUGCAUGAUUUGAGUAACCUUAGAGAGUCAAAAUACAGUGAAGCAGAGAUCCUUUUGUGUCUUAAUAUCACCCAAUCACAACUUAAAGGAUUUGAUGCUUUGCUUCACCAAUCCAAACAAGUUGCAAAGGAGGACAAUGAAGAUGGAGCCGAGGAUGAUGAAGAUGGAGCUGAGGAUGAUGAAGAGGGAGUUGAUAAUACUCAAGUUAGGAUUAGAAAUCAAGUCGGGCCGAUGAACCUCCUGCCAGGGUUUGUUGGCCUCCAUGAUGUCCACUUACCAACGGGGUCUUUACAAAAUCAUGUUGCCCUUAAUGCUUGCCUUCGUGAUCGGAUAUUGCUCCUGCUUCCCACUGAACUUGAAGAUGCCAUUUUGGUAGAGUUUUGCUUCGAUGGAGGGUAA